AUGCAUCCUGCUGGUGGUGGUGGCGUGCCAAAGACUCUAGGCAUCGUUUAUCCGUAUCUCAUCGAAAGCCGCAACGAUGGCGGUGAAAAGGUCAUCAAAAUAUCUGAAAGCAUCACGUUAAAUUUGAAGAAGAGCUCGGUAGUAAGCAAGGAGUUUCUGCUAAGAACUCACCAGGAUGACAUUAUGGAACACAACUACCUCGAUGGCGAAAUACUGGAACAAAAUCUUUAUCACGACGCCGAGGCUUUUGCUUCAGUUAUUGUGCUUCACGAGGACGGCUUGAAAGUUGAAGGUAUCGUAAGCUCUAUGCUUGGAAUAAAGCCGAUGAAGACCAGAGAAAGGUCAGCAGAUGGCAGCAUUCCUCACGCCUUUUAUGAGCUGCCCCGAGAGAAGCCCAAUGACAAAGCAACAGGACAAAAGAUGCUAUUCUCCUCAGUCUAUUCCAGCUUUUAUCCUGAGCAAAAACGUCGUCCAAAAAAAGUUUCCAUGGAAAUUAUGGUACUUGUUGACAGUUAUUUUCGAAGGCAGUUUGAGGACAAGAAUUCAAUGUUGACGUACCUUUUGGUAACCAUGAAUGCCGUAAACUUGAAGUAUCUUACAAUAUCAGACCCAGAAGUAGAAAUUAUCCUUCGAGCGGUGGAAGUUUUUAACCACCAAGUGGAAGAUAAGUUCUUCGUACGAAAUGGAAGCAACUACUUGAGAGAUCGGGAGACACUCUUUAGCCUACAGAGAUACGUGAUACAUAAUUAUCAACUGUACUAUACCUUCGAUGGCUUGUACUAUGUAACUGGCCUCGACUUGGGCUAUUAUUACGUUACUGGCUUCGAAACUGAUGUCCAAGGUCUGGCAUUCAUUGGUGGUGUAUGCACCAUAGAUAAGCUCGCCAUGGGUGAAGACAAAGCACACACCUAUAGCGGCGUACGAGUAACCGCUCACGAGCUUGGACAUCUGCUCGGCUGUCCGCAUGAUGGAGAACAAUACAGGUUCUUCUCAUCGAAGGAUUGUCCAAACAGUGAUGGCUACAUCAUGACCUACUGGUCGAACAGCAGCAGGAGCAUGAAAUUCUCUGAAUGUUGCAACCGCGCCAUAUCAGACCUUGCACGAUGGUCUGCGUCAAUGGUGAUUGCAGAGCCAAACUCUCCAAAUACCCAGUCGAACCAGUAA
This is a messenger RNA of Rhipicephalus microplus (southern cattle tick), 1164 nucleotides long. RefSeq names its product venom metalloproteinase BumaMPs1. NCBI's taxonomy places the organism in Eukaryota, Metazoa, Arthropoda, Arachnida, Ixodida, Ixodidae. Gene Ontology annotation, molecular function: metalloendopeptidase activity. Gene Ontology annotation, biological process: membrane protein ectodomain proteolysis. The record is from RefSeq and is a predicted model, not a curated record.